CUGCUGUCUUAUCUCUGUUAUUUUUCGUUGAUCAUGGGUUUUUCUACAGAAUGGAUGUCGUUUUUAGCCUUGUUUCUUUAACUGUCACUAAGGUUCUACAGUUGUCUGGGUUCGUCCACAGCAGGAAUGACCUGAGGACCAAAAAGAUGGAAGAAAAAGCGUUAGAAGUGUACGAUGUCAUUCGGACCAUCCGAGACCCGGAGAAGCCCAACACCCUGGAGGAGCUGGACGUGGUGACGGAGAAAUGUGUGGAGGUCCAGGAGCUCAAAGAGGACGAAUACCUGAUUAUAAUCAAGUUCUCUCCCACCGUCCCUCACUGCUCUUUGGCUACUCUGAUUGGUCUGUGCUUACAGGUGAAGCUGCAGCGCUGUUUGCCUUUUAAACAUAAGUUGGAGAUCUACAUUUCUGAAGGAACCCACUCUACUGAAGAAGACAUUAAUAAACAGAUUAAUGACAAGGAGCGUGUCGCAGCUGCCAUGGAGAACCCUAACCUGAGAGAGAUCGUGGAGCAGUGUGUUACAGAACCAGAUGAUUGACGGAGGAUCUUCAGUGAUGAUGAUGAAGACUCUGGGUUUUUCCAGUGUUUGUUUUUGUGGGUCAUCAUGCAGCAGCUGGGACUGUGAGUCAUGAGAAGAAAAGGACUGGAUUCUGGUCUUGAAUCAGAAUCUCCCAUUUUCAUCCCUCUGGUUUUUCAGGCCUGGUUCUUUGGGGAUAUUUCUCACUUCUUCUGUAUUUUAACUGAAGGUUAGGGAACAUUUUAAAAUGACUUUUCAGAGUUGACAGUUUUUUGUAUAUUUGUGCUCUGAUUAUUUAAACUCACAUUUGAGCUCAAAUUAUAUUUUAGCAGUGAUUUUUAAAAAGUUCAAAUGUAUGAAAGAAUGAAGUAUUAAAAUCAUGUGUUUUAAACUUCAA
This is a messenger RNA of Austrofundulus limnaeus, 912 nucleotides long. It is a transcript of the gene ciao2a, whose product is annotated as cytosolic iron-sulfur assembly component 2A. The record is from RefSeq and is a predicted model, not a curated record. Lineage: Eukaryota; Metazoa; Chordata; Actinopteri; Cyprinodontiformes; Rivulidae.